AAUAUAUAAAUAAAACUAAUAUAAUGCAUAUAACAAAACCAGUUCAGUACACCUCAAAAUCCCUCUACCAUUAAAAAGAGGGGAGACUAUAAACCGCAGAGUACCCACGAGGAGACCGGCCCAUCUAAUCUGAAUGCCGCGGCGUCGAUGCUGUUACUGUCUCGUCAUCAGUGUUAGAAAGAAUGAGCGGGUGUCAAUAAUGAACAUCGACAAGAGACUUACACGGCCUUCUAAACACUAAUGAUCUGUCUUUCUUAUCUUUCAACCGCUGUCAGACCUAAGUUGAAAUGUAUCUGUACCGUAGUACUUUGUGUCUUCUGACUGUUUUGUUCGGUUUAAUCGGUGGUGCCAAAAUUCUCAGCGUGUUUCCAAGUUGCGGAUACAGUCAGUUUAUAUUGGGCGAGAGGCUGAUACAAGAGCUCACCGCCAGGGGCCACGAAGUCACCGUCAUUAGCUUGUUUGAACCCAAGGACCCGCAGAACUACACAACGAUACAUUUGAAAGAUGUGCUGGAAACUUUUAAACAAGAACCCGCAUCUAAAGAGUUGGAGGAACCCCAUAUUAUAUCCGACAUAUUAUAUACCUUCAACUUAGGCUACCAAUUAACUGAACGAAUCCUCCAACACAAGAAAGUACAAGAUUUACUGGAGUCAGAUGCGGAAUUUGACUUGGUUUUGGUGGAACAGUUUUUCAAUGAAGCCCACAUGGGCUUCGCCAAACAUUUCGAUGCCCACUUGGUGCUUUUCAGUUCCAUCGGAUUGUCCGAGUGGAACCACCAUUUGACAGGGAACAUACACCUUCCCUCUUUAUACCCCGUUUCGUUCCUACCUUUUCAUAAUACAAUGGAUUUUUCUCAACGAAUUGAAAAUUUUAUAACGAAACUAUUUAUUCGGGGUUACCAGGAGCUCGUGGCGUAUCCUCAGCAGCAAACGUACUUAACAAAAUAUUUUCCUAAUAAAUUUGACUUAAGCAACAUCAUGUACAAUGCUAGUUUGUUGUUACUGAACUCAGAUGUCACUAUUGGAGAAGCUUAUGAUAGCAAUCAUGCCACCAUCGAUAUUGGAAGCUUCCACAUCGUCCAAAAUAAACUGCCAGACAAUUUACAAACUUUUUUAGAUGAUGCUGAGAACGGAGCAAUUUAUUUCAGCUUGGGGACGAACCUGAAGAGCUCAGACUUGAAUAAAGAGGAGAUACGCAAGAUUUUAGAAGUUUUUAGAGGAUUAAAACAACGAGUCUUGUGGAAAUUUGAAGCUCUUGGAAGUGUCGAAGUCCCAAAUAAUGUACUGGUUACCGAUUGGUUACCUCAAGUCGACAUUCUCGCUCAUCCAAAUACUGCCUUGUUCAUCACCCACGGAGGCCUCCUCAGCACCACCGAAGCAGUAUUCUUCGGUGUACCAAUGAUUGGAGUUCCAGUCUAUGGAGAUCAACGUAUGAACGUGGCCAGAUCUGUGGCUCAAGGCCACACCGUCCACAUCCCACUAAGUAAAUUUAGUGCAGAAUCUUUAAAAGCUGCCAUCAAGGAAGUUUUGGAAAACGACAAGUACAGCGAAAAUGCGUGGAAGAGAUCGAACAUGCUACGUGAAAAGCCAGUGCGACCAAUUGACAAUGCAAUGUUCUGGAUACAAUAUGUACUUAACCAUGAUGGCGCACCACAUCUAAGAAGCAGAACAAUGGACUUGUCGUGGAGGCAAAUAUACUUACUUGAUGUGGUAUUUUUAUUAACAGUCUUCAUUUGGUUUGUUAUUGUGAUUUUAUCUAUUAUUGUUUAUAAAUUGUAUAGUUAUCUAAUUGCAAAUGUUCGAUUCGAAAGUAAAACUUUCGUUCCGAAGCCUAAUUCCAAAAAGAAGCUUAAGAAAUACAAGAAGAAAUAAUUUUGUACUUAAAAUAGGUUUCAUUUUAAUUCCUCUUUGUACCCAAAGUUAAAUGAAUAAAGAGUUUGAAGUUUUGGAAGUGUA
Aethina tumida (small hive beetle) is the source of this 1955-nucleotide messenger RNA. Its product is annotated as UDP-glucosyltransferase 2-like. The transcript is spliced from 4 exons. The record is from RefSeq and is a predicted model, not a curated record. Lineage: Eukaryota; Metazoa; Arthropoda; Insecta; Coleoptera; Nitidulidae. The coding region runs from base 288 to 1871 and encodes 527 amino acids. Gene Ontology annotation, molecular function: UDP-glycosyltransferase activity.